AUGAAGGAUCGCUCUCUCUUCGUCCCAUCGCAAGCGCCCCCUGCGGGAACGCUUCAAUCGGGCGGCGAAAUAACGACGCAGGCCGCGAACCCGCCGCGGUACAUUAACGUGGGGUAUAACGGCGGGGAUUUUAACUACCAAUUCAACCCCACGACUAACCUCCGCAGCUGGGCAGCCUCAACAAAAGUUUUCCCGGGCGACUUUCUCGUGUUCAACUACCCGACGCGCACGGACGAGGUGUACCAGUUUUACCGGCAGGCGGACUUCGACAUUUGCAACUACGCGCGCGCCGUGCGCGUGUGCAAGAACUGGGACGGCGCCAAGGGGUGCAAGGUGAAGGCGCAGCAGGGCACCAUGUACUUCGCGUCGGGCAUGCUCGGGCGCUGCCAGCGCAACCAGAAGGUGGCGGUGAAGGUCAAGAGCAAGCCGUACACGGUGCGGAAGAUUGUCGUGGGCAAGCCGACGGCGUCGUUCGGGUGGCCGUGGAACCCGCAGGUGGACUACAACCUGUGGAUGCAGUCUACCAAGAUCUACGUCGGAGAUAAGCUCGGUGCGUGA
Messenger RNA from Closterium sp. Naga37s-1, 558 nucleotides. Lineage: Eukaryota; Viridiplantae; Streptophyta; Zygnematophyceae; Desmidiales; Closteriaceae. The record is from the annotation of a GenBank genome assembly.